Molecule: messenger RNA, 2601 nt
Organism: Podarcis lilfordi (Lilford's wall lizard)
Lineage: Eukaryota; Metazoa; Chordata; Lepidosauria; Squamata; Lacertidae
Source: the annotation of a GenBank genome assembly
CAUGGUCCCUACCUGUGACCAUUUUCCUGUUGUAGCAGGCUGAGGGCAGAAAGCAGGAAGGCUCCUGUCGGGCCCAAUGCGACUGCAAUGUCAGCAGCAUCGUACUGAGAUGGGUCUCAGUGCUGGAGGGGAUCACCAUGGGAAAAGCUAUCUAACCACACCAUCUACUCAAGUCCACACCAUGGAAAGCUGUUCGCUGAAGUCCACUUUUUGGCUGUUGCUUGCCCAGGUUGUGCUCCCGAGAGAGAGUCUUAAAGCCACUAAGCAGAAAGCAGUGCUACACAGCUGUCAUUGCAGAGGCUAUGGAAGGUCAGCGGGCGUGGAAUGCUCUCUUGGCUAGAUCAAAGCAAACAGCUGGUUACAUGCCAUGGCCAAGUGGAAACUGAUCAGAGGAACAGCUGACAAAAGGUUUCCAAACGCAGGCCAGAGAAACCACUAAGGAGAGGGGCUGAAACGUGCCAAUUCCAAACUCCCCUUUUCUAAAAUGUUACCUCCAGGCCACUGUUUGCCUCUUUGAACUUUCCCAAAGGAAUUAACUCAUUGGUGCUGGUUUCUAAAAACCUGAAUACUCACUGAACAAGCUGUUUCUGCUAAAUCCUUAGAGACAAGAGGAGUGUGGGACAGGAGUCUAAACUGACCGCAUGUUAUCACUAUUUUUGUAGAAAAAAAUAGUAAUAUAAAAAAUGCAGAUUCAGUAUCUUUAUGAACAUGCAAUCAUUUUGUGAGGGUUUUUGCAGGGUGGUGGUGAUGUUAGCAUAAAUUUCCAGACCCCAUUCUCUUAGUAACUACUGUAGUACCUUCGCCAACCACCACUGGAAUAAUAGUUUCAGACAUUCAUUCUGAGAGGUGUGUGUUUGUUUUGGGGGGUGGGUGGGACGGCUAAUGGCUUUCCUGACUAAAAUAUCAAUCAUGCUUUCUGACAGGCAAAUAUAGUAUUUUACAAUGGAUCUCCCCCUUCACCAGCAAUCAGUCUCAUUAAAAAUCCAAAUGAGGCAAUAUUCAAUCUUUGACUGAAACUCUGGUCUCUUUUCAAAUCAGAGCAAGCCAUUGUCCAUUGCACUGAUACUUCUAUAACCAAACUUUUGAUUCCAGCACCAUCAAACCAUCAUCCUUUUGGCUCCUUUUAGCUCACGCUGCUCCCAUCACCAUGAAAAUCCACAUCCACCACAUGCACAAGUGGAAGUGUUAUGCAAGAAGAUGGCAGCCAGAGCAUAUGAAUCCAAUAUCAGGAGGUACUAUAUUGAGAAUUUCUUCACACCAAAACUUUUAAGAGUUGCUACACAUUUUAUUACUCAGCCCAAACAGCAAUGUUCAUAAGAACCUCAGGUCUGGUACACAGUUUAUACAUUUUUUGGAAUAGAGUGUGGCUUGGGAAUGAGGGCCAUAAAUACAUUUUUUUAUUUAUAAAUCACCCAAGGAAGGACUCUGGACAAUGUAUUUCAAACAUAAGAGCACCAAACAGUAAAGGUAAAGGGACCCCUGACCAUUAGGUCCAGUCGUGGCCGACUCUAGGGUUGUGGCGCUCAUCUCGCUUUAUUGGCCGAGGGAGCCGGCGUACAGCUUCCGGGUCAUGUGGCCAGCAUGACUAAGCUGCUUCUGGCAAACCAGAGCAGCGCGCAGAAAUGCCGUUUACCUUCCCACCGGAGCGGUACCUAUUUAUCUACUUGCACUUUGACGUGCUUUCGAACUGCUAGGUUGGCAGGAGCAGGGACCGAGCAACGGGAGCUCACCCUGUCACGGGGAUUCGAACCACGACCUUCUGAUCGGCAAGUCCUAGGCUCCGUGGUUUAACCACAGAUAUAUAAAUUAAAAAAAUUAAUUGCAAACAUGAAAGCAUUUUUAAUUGAUCUUUAAAGGAUAUUGGAUUGAAAGUAGAAAGAGUUAAUUCACUAUCUAUUAAUGGCAACUAAAAUCUUAAUUGCACAGACCUGGAAAAGGAAGAACCUCAACAACUGGUAAAUAAACUGUUGGAAAAAUGAUAAUGGCAAAGCUAACUUAUUGGAACAAAGAGAAAAUAGAGAAGGAGCUUGCAAAAUGAACUAUUUUGAAUUUUUUUUUAAAAGAAUGUAAUUUUUUAGGAAGUUUACUUGAUCUGGAUUAAUAGUCUUAGGAAGGAGUUAUUUAUUGUUGUAAAAUGUAAAAAUGAAAUUUGAAUGGUUAAUUUAAAAUGAAUACUUAACUGAUAUAAAAAUUAAAUGUAUGACUGUAAUGUACGGAAUUAUUGGAGAAAUACUAUUGUGAAUAUUGCAUAUUGUUAACAUCAUUUAUUUGUUUGCCCACUUUCUCUAGUUAAAUCAUAUUCAAGGCAGCUAUGUUAUGAUUUGCAAAAAAUUACAAUCUAAAAUAUUUGUUUUGUGUUUUUUAGUAGCAAAUCAUUAAAUGUUUUCCAUUGGCAUCUGAAAUCCAGUAAUGUUGAAGACAGGCCCACUUCUAAGGAGGAAUCAUUCCAGAACCAGAGAUCCUCCUGCCACAGAGGAGGCCCUUCUACAUGUCUCCAAAUCCUGGUGGGACUACAAGCAGAGGAUCUCAGCCCACCAACCUGAAGAAUUUAAUUGCCUAGCAUUGAAAAAAGUCAACUAUUUAAAGCAAAUCAGAUAAAAU